This is a messenger RNA of Arabidopsis lyrata subsp. lyrata, 866 nucleotides long. RefSeq names its product germin-like protein subfamily 2 member 2. Gene Ontology annotation, biological process: plasmodesmata-mediated intercellular transport; regulation of root development. Lineage: Eukaryota; Viridiplantae; Streptophyta; Magnoliopsida; Brassicales; Brassicaceae. The coding region runs from base 64 to 720 and encodes 218 amino acids. The record is from RefSeq and is a predicted model, not a curated record. Gene Ontology annotation, molecular function: manganese ion binding. Gene Ontology annotation, cellular component: cell wall; plasmodesma. The transcript is spliced from 2 exons.
UUCAAGCUUCUUUUUUCAUAGUUAAAUAAAAUCCAUCUUUUCACGAAUAUUUAAUUUGGAGCCAUGAUGAAUUUGAGAAUUUCUAUUAUCAUUGUGUUAUCUUGCAUUAUCACUUCAACUCGUGCAUACGAUCCCGACGCUCUUCAAGAUCUCUGCGUUGCCGAUAAAUCUCACGGAACCAAACUGAAUGGAUUCCCAUGCAAGGAAACAUCAAACAUCACGGCGUCCGACUUCUUCUUCGCCGGAAUCUCAAAACCCGCCGCCAUAAACUCCACUAUGGGUUCCGCCGUGACUGGAGCCAACGUAGAGAAGAUCCCAGGCCUCAACACUCUCUCCGUCUCCUUAGCACGUAUAGACUACGCGCCGGGCGGUUUAAACCCACCGCACACUCACCCACGCGCCACCGAAGUCGUCUACGUCCUCGAAGGAGAGCUCGAAGUUGGAUUUAUCACGACGGCGAAUAAGCUUUUCACUAAAACCAUUAAGAUUGGUGAAGUUUUCGUUUUUCCAAGAGGGCUUGUGCAUUUUCAGAAGAACAAUGGGAAAUCUCCGGCUUCUGUUCUGUCGGCGUUUAAUAGUCAGUUGCCCGGAACGGUUUCCGUUGCGGCAACCCUAUUUGCGGCGGAGCCUGCUUUGCCGGAAGAUGUGUUGACUAAGACUUUUCAGGUGGGGUCUAAGAUGGUUGAUAAGAUUAAGGAAAGGCUUGCCACUAAAAAGUAAUUCUUGAAAGUUUAUCAAACAAAUAAAACAUGAAUAUAUAUUGUAACCGGUUAUGAUGAGAGAAACCUAGAAAGGUUAUCUUUAACACUACUGUAAUUGACAAAAAAAAAGAAGAAGGUAUUACUGUGAUUAUCUUGUUGAUGUGA